UGAUCCAAGGCUCAUCUUAGCCCAUGUGGUCUGACUUCUCUGUCUUGUAGCAGGCUUUGUUCUUCACUCUUCCACUCUCACAAGUUAUAGCACUCUGCUGAGAGAGGACGGCUAACAUAGGCUAGGUUAGUCGAAGCUCUGAACAAACAGCCCUAGCAUCUUAGAAGUUCACAAUGGCGGAUUUACUCGACAAACUUAACGAAGCCAAAUGGGAGGUAAUUCCAGAAAGUGCUAAGUCAGACUAUAAGGAGUACAAGGUUGUCCAUCAGCAUAUGUUCAUAAACGACACGUCCUUAAGGAUUAUCAUCCAAGCCGAGGACGACGAUCCGAAAAACGUCGUGCUAGAGGACUGCAAGAAGAAGAAGGACCCUCUCCAUAACAUCGGCAGGUGUGAGAUCAAACUGAACGCGGACGAAUCCCAGAUAAUCGGCAUUGACGUCGAAGGCGACAUCGUACAGAGGAAAAGUUAGAUCUAAUGGGCUCAAUGCUUUCCACGAACAAUAUUUCAUGUCAAAAGACACCAUUGUUUUAAUAUAUUCAUCAGAGCAUCGCAACCAUCACAGAUAAAUGGAAUAAUUCAAACGGUGAAGUCUCAACGCAAGCAGACUUCCGGUCACGUGAGAUUUGGACCGACUUACGCAAAGUUUUACGAAACGGCCCCUUUUCUUAUAUGGACAUUCUGUAGUCUCGCAUUGUCUCGGGUGAUCUCCUAUUCGUCUUAUACGAUCGAUAUGAAAGACUGCGUAGUGCCAGCGACCUAAGAGUUGCAGAAGUGGGACUUAACACUGGUGGUGUCAGCUACUGAAAUAUUAAAAUAUUUUUAGAAGAUGUAUAGUACCUGGACUGACAUCUCACAUUGCUGGCCUACAUGUACUCUCUUGGUAGUCUAAUUUCUAAUCGAACACUUACAAAGAAACGGCAAAUAAAUUGAUGUGGAUCAAAAUUCUGCAAUGUUAAGCUGAGAAGUGUCUACACGUGAGAUCAUCAAAAAAAUAAAAUUUACGCUUGUCGAAAGAAAGAUUUGGUGGCGCGAGAUUUUGUGAGAAUUUGAGAGACCGAGGAUUUUGGCAACGGAAGACACACAUACAAACACACACCAACAGCUUCCAUGGGUGAUGGACCGUGUAUAUCCAGCAACACAAUAUGCCUGUGUUUUUAUCUGGAAUGUGAUUUUUGAAAUCUAUUUAUUCAAAGGGAUGUUUCUUUUUUUUAAUGUCAAAUGUAGCAUUAGAAACGAUUGAAUUAUUGUACCCCUUCAUAGGGUUAACAAGAUCUAUUGUUUUUAAUUUUCGAUGUAUGCCUAUACUCGUCGGUAGUGUUUCUCUCAUUUUUGGCUCUACUAGCUUUAAGCCUGCUUUUCUUCUGAUAUAUUGUAGUUGUAUUGUUGUGUGUUCUUUAUCAGCGAAAACACUGGGCGAAAACAAAUUGUCUUAUACAUCCGUUUCCUAUAUAACUGUUGAACUAUCACGAGGGUAACACUGCCAGCUAAUUUCAGUAUACCGUGAUUGCCUUUAUCGACCAACAGCAAAGGCAGAUUCCACAAAGCUCCGAUUAUUGAUUUAAAUCAAAAUUUAAAACUUCAAUUUGUCGUAUUUUAAAUGUCAAACUAUAUCAAAUAUAGUCGUUGUCAAAUCUGUCCUGGAUGCGGUCAUUAUGGUAUAGACAGGUUGUACAAUAUAGAACCCAUAUAGACCACUUGCUGUGGUACAAACAUUCAAGGCAGUAAUGGUAUUAAUCAAUUUUAUUCGCCACCAGUUCCACAGAGGUAUGAUUUUGAGGUUAUAAACGAUAUCUAGGUUUCCCUUGGUUACAUAUGGGCCGAUAGUGACCAGCAACCCUCACAGCGGAUACCUAUAGUACAAAGAAAUUUUUACAUAAAAAACAACGCCCAUCUUUCUCUAUGUCUACUUUUCUGCUUUUUGUCAAUCUUUGCCAAGUUCAGAAUGUGUACUACAUGGGUCAAAAGAAUGAAGACAUUAUAAGUUAGAUCUGACAUAUUUUUAUGAAUAAAUAUUGUGAACUGUUUUUUCAUAUUUAAAUAAAAAAAUCCAGAAAAAAACAAA
Molecule: messenger RNA, 2063 nt
Organism: Liolophura sinensis
Lineage: Eukaryota; Metazoa; Mollusca; Polyplacophora; Chitonida; Chitonidae
Exons: 3
Coding region: 174-470 (98 amino acids)
Source: RefSeq, a predicted model, not a curated record